Messenger RNA from Sinocyclocheilus grahami, 3926 nucleotides. RefSeq names its product interferon-induced very large GTPase 1-like. Gene Ontology annotation, molecular function: GTP binding. The transcript has 2 exons. Lineage: Eukaryota; Metazoa; Chordata; Actinopteri; Cypriniformes; Cyprinidae. The record is from RefSeq and is a predicted model, not a curated record.
UCAUGAAGAAACUACUGGAAAACUUGGGUUUGGCAGAGUACUAUGAUAAGAAGCUCACUCUACACACAGUGCUGCAGAUUGACAAGACCAGUAUCACAGAUGUGCCGGUCCAGUCCCUUUCAGAUCUGCCAUGGCUGUUCUUGAAGAGACUGAUGAUGCUACAAAGGACAGCGAGGAGCGUUAAGUGUUCCUCAUCAGAUGGGACAGAAGAUUCAGAGUGGGAUGAUGAUCAGGAGGCUGAAUCAGACUGUCCUCAGUCAGUAAAUCCUUUAGACAUUUUGACUGCUGUGUUUCUUUGUUCUGACAGUUUUCUUCAGCAGGAAAUGAUCAUAAAAAUGUCCAUGUGUCAGUUUGCUGUUCCUCUCCUGCUUCCAAACACUGAUAACAGUCAGAUCACUCUUAUGCUUUGGGCAAUGAGAGAUAUUGUGAAAAAAUACAUACCACACACCCUAUCAGAUCCAAGUGCAUUUGUGGAAGAAAGGAUUGCUCUUUCAGAAUUACCUUUAGUGUCUUUUGUGAGACUUGGUAGAUGCAACAUUUCCAAAUCAGAAAUUCUGAAUAAGCUGCUCAGCAAUCCACAGCAGUACACUGAUACCUUUGUGCACUUCAACAUGGAUUGUGGAAACAUCAGUAAGAAAAUAUCAGAUGGCUUGGUUGACAUGGCCUGGUAUCUUCCUUGUGGAAACAAGAACAUUGAUGUCUUUCCUGAACCUGUAGCGAUUGCCAACUUGAGAGGUGACAUUCAGAACUUUAGAACACAGUACACUUUUCUUUGUGAGGCUUCAACUGCUGUGUUUGUGUUCUUUGAAUCCCAACUUUUAGAUUCACAGUUAAUUUCAGUCCCCAGUCAGAAAUCUACACCUCAGCAAUUCUUUGUAGGGGACUCCAACAAUGAGAACAUAAAAGAUGCACUUUACCGAAAACAGCUGGAACAUUUACCUAAACUCUGUGCUCAACUACUGCUGGAUGGAUUUUCACUUGAACUUGUGGAUGGAGAUUCUUCAAAUAUCCCUGAAAAAUGGAUUACUAGUGUGUUUUCUGAACUAAACGCACUGGUGGAGCCCAAAAACAAGAUUAUGGUUGUCACCGUUUUGGGCGUCCAGAGUUCAGGAAAGUCAACGCUGCUGAACACCAUGUUUGGAGUUCAGUUUGCAGUGAGCAGUGGAAGGUGCACCAGGGGAGCCUUUAUGCAGCUCAUUAAAGUAACAGAAGAGCGUAAAGCAGAACUCCAAUGUGAUUAUAUAAUGAUAAUUGACACUGAAGGACUGAAAUCCCCCGAGCUCGCACAACUGGACAACAGCUAUGAACAUGACAAUGAGUUGGCAACUCUUGUUGUUGGACUGAGUGAUGUAACAAUUGUCAUCAUCGCCAUGGAAAACUCCACAGAGAUGAAAGACAUUUUACAGAUCAUUGUUCAUGCCUUCCUCAGGAUGGAGGAAAUAGGUAAGAAACACAAGUGUUUGUUUGUACACCAGAAUGUUGCUGAUGUCUCAGCUCAUAAUUCAAACAUGAGAGACCGUAAAUUUCUUUUGGAGCAACUGGAUGAAAUGACACAAGCUGCAGCCAAAAUGGAGAACAAACUGGAGGUCAAGAAAUUUACAGAUUUGAUGAAUUAUGACACUGAGACGGGUGAUCACUACUUCCCUGGAUUGUGGCAUGGAAACCCCCCAAUGGCACCAGUGAGUAUUGGCUAUAGUGAGUCUGUGUAUGCUCUCAAAAAGCAUAUAAUGGAGAUCUUUAAAUGUUACAAGCCCAGCACAAUCAAUGAAUUUCUUAAAUGGACCAAAGACUUGUGGACUGCUGUGAAAUUUGAGAAUUUCAUCUUUAGCUUCAGAAAUAGCCUGGUGGCUGAUGCAUACAUGAAACUGUGCACAGAGUACAACAGAUGGGACUGGACACUGAGAAAACAAAUGCAUACAUGGACAUUAGAAGCUGAAACGAAUGUCUUAAACCAUGGAUAAUUUGAAAACUCUGUGGAGUGCACUGUUGAAGAUGUCCAUUGUCAUUUACUACAAGAGGCAGAAUCUGAACUUUCAAAAGGACAAGACAAAAUUAUUGCCAAGAUCCAAUCAUACUAUGAACAAGGAGAAGGUCAUGUUGAACUUGUGGAAAGUUAUCGACAAGACUUUAUAAACUCUGCCAAGUCUUUGAAGACAGAGCUUUCAAAUUCAAUCAGAAUCAAAUUGGAUGCAGCUGUUUCACGUCGAAAUGGAAUGAUGAAGUUGGAAGGAAUCAAAAAGACAUACAUGGACACAAUGGAAAAAAAAGUGCUGGACUUGCUGAAAAACUGUCGUGAGAAAAAGGCACACAUGUCAGACUCCACGCUGGAUGAAGCAUUUGAAAAGAUGUGGCAGGAGACUGUUAGGACAUUGUCAUACACAGGGCUCCAGAAACAAGAUAUCAUUACAAAAGUUCUUCAUCAUUUAAGAAAAAAUCUCGAAUCUAGAGGAAGUUCAGUGGCUAAAAGCUUAGACAAAGUGAAGGAUUUUAACAGUCAUGGCCAUGGAAAUGUUGUUGUCCACAAAGGUAACUUUAUAACCAGCAAGUUUGUUUAUGCUCAGUGGAUCCAGACGGUUCAAGAGAUGUCAGACAACCUUAUAGAUGAAUGUCGGGAUUUUGUUGAAGCAAAGAGGGAAAGUAAGGAUGAUUAUGAUGACACACACAUCGGGGAAAUUCUCAACAUGAUUGAUGAGAAACUCAAGACUCAUGAAGAUCUUAAGCUAAAGGAAGAUUUUGAACUGUCCCUUAAAUUACACAUAUGUGGCUUUGCAAGCAGAGAAUUUCAAAAGAUUCACAAUCAAUUCAUCCAGGAAAACAACCCACGAACAGCCUUGGAGAACGCCAAACAAACAUACCACUCUGACUUCAUUGACCUUUAUCGUGAACGAGACCAGUGUCAGAAGAAAGCUGAUGAAUUCAUGAGCAACUGUCUAAAACCUGCCUUGGAAAAAUACAUGUCUGAGGUCUUGGGCACAGAAAUGGCAGAUAAAAUGGUGACUGGUGAAAACUCAGCAAUUUUCGGAACAAGGACAACAUUUCAGCAAUUCAUCUUGAAAAAUAUUCUUGAUGAAUUUGAAUUUAAAACAUAUCGGCGUUUCAUUAAGUCAUAUGAAACGUAUGUCAAAGGCUUUAUUUUUGAUAAAAUCAGAAAACACUUUACAGCAGAGAACAGAAUGAUCAAACUAGAGGAAAAGGUUCUCAAUGAAGUCAUCAGUGAAAUUAUCCAGGCCAUUGAAGACACGGAGCAGGACCCAAAGAAAAAUGACAUCAAGGGAUUCAUCCAAGACAUCUGCAGGAAACUUCAAAAAAGGCUUGUUAUUCCCAGUGAUGUAGUGGACAAAAUCAGCACACUGAACAAUGCAAAUCCAAAAAAAAAUUCUGAAUUCCUUCUUUGUUCCGUGAAGGAGAUGGAUAAAUCACUGAAAGCAAGUUUCCAAGCAAGAGAUUUUCAAAGCAAAAUACGUCAUCUUCAAACCAAACCACAGGAUGUGCUGUUCAAACGAGUGCAGGGCUGUGGGAAACAGUGUCCAUUCUGUAAAGCACCAUGUGAGGCUGGAGGAGAAGCCCACGCUAAACACUUUGUCUCGGUCCACAGACCAGAAGGUCUCAGCCGCUACAGAUUUGAUGAUUCUAAAAAACUAGUGACAGACAUCUGUACAUCAUCGGUGUACAGUGACUCAUGCUUUAAGUGCCGUGACACCAAUGAUCAGUGGCAUCCAUAUAAGAAAUACAGCCAAAUCUAUCCAGACUGGCGAAUUGAUCCAGACCCAAACAAAGAACCAUUAGAUGUCUACUGGAAAUACGUGAUGGCACAAUUCAAUGAGAAGUUUGCUGAGGAGUACAAUGCAAAGCCUGCAGAUAUAUAUUCAUUAUGGAAAAGUAUCACAAAGGUCGAUGCAGAGAAAAGCCUAAAAAUAGAGAAAUAG